Molecule: messenger RNA, 1693 nt
Organism: Cetraspora pellucida
Lineage: Eukaryota; Fungi; Glomeromycota; Glomeromycetes; Diversisporales; Gigasporaceae
Source: the annotation of a GenBank genome assembly
AUGUCUGGAAAGUGGUGUGCUUACUUUAAUGAAACUGACCCUAAAGAAUAUCGUUUUCUGGGCUUUUAUGAAUACCGCGCGAAGCAAGCGGACUUUACUUUCUCUUUUCAGAAGGAAUCCUACAAACUACAAAUGGAUCUUGAUAAUCUCAUGAAGGAUGGUCCGGAAGAAUCGAAGAAAACUGCCAGUCAACUGAAAACCAUUUUUAUGGAAAAAAAUGAACCCUCCACAACUACGGUGGACAAUGGAAUGCUGUCUACCUUAUGGUCGGAAUGUCCGUUGUACUUGCUUUUCGGCCACCGUAAUAAUUUUCGUGAUGUCAACGCUUUUUGGAAUAAAAUUGAACUAAAUGGACGGUUACAGGAUCAGUUACAGACCGCAGCGUUUGAAGCUACUAAUUCAUUUAUAAGUAUCUCCAAAAAAACCUUUGCAACAACAAUGGGGAAUGUUCGUUCUGCUAUUGAGAAUGUUAAUGAUACAUUGUCAAUAACAGGAGCAGGAGAUACAAAAAAACGACCAACUGAAGAACGCUUUCCUGUUAUUACACCUCCCAACCUUCACGAUCAUAUUUCUUUAAAUGGUUACAAUGAAGAAUCAGCCGAAGUUGCAGAUACAUCAACUGAGGCUUCUUUAAAGACAAGUGAUCAAACCAAGUCCGAUUUAGAGAUAACAAAAAGUCAAGAUAACGAUGACAAAGAAGAGGAUAUUGAUCCUUCUUUAGAUGCUCAGGAACAGUCUCCUAAAAGACGCAAAACGGCAAACGGGUUAUUUCACGUAAUAUCUGAUGAUACGACAGUUGAAUUUAAUCUACCUGAAGACAUAAAAGAAUAUGUCAAAGAACUUCUUACAGGUGAUGUUGAGAAUGCGUUCUUUAAAGUAGAAAAGCCGCUCAAUUAUGACGCGUGCCCAUUGUUAUUAUGGACCAGAGAAGUUUGCAGACAUUUUCUCCUUUAUUACCGUUAUGGUGGCUUGCAACAGGAAGGUGGUGAGAAAACCUGGUCGACACAAACCGUAUAUCGUAUUCUGGAUCUAUUUUUAAUUUUUUUUGGGAAUACGAUUUCCGGAAUUGCGUUUGGCGAGAUUCUGAAUGAAGCUCAUAAUGACAGAGCUUACAACAUCAAUUAUACCCAAAAACCGGCAAAGUCUGGACAUGCAAACAAAAAUGAUGCCGUGCUAUACCAAGAUAAGGAUGCAACAGUUCUAUAUGAACAAUCAUAUGGACCUACAGAAUUUGUGCUAUCACACAAACUAGAUGAUUUUGUAAAACUAGCACGUAAUGGAGUUGAUGACUUGAAUUAUCAUUUUACGAAUAAUGAGAAUUGUACAGUUACCACGGCAAAGAAAUUGAAAUCUGUCGGAAUUCACGGAUACAAAUAUCUAAUCUCAGUAUAUCUUACGGACAUGAUUCGUAUAAAAACUUACAGGAUAUAUGAAAUAUUUUCCUUUAAAAUUCCUACCUCGUACUCUGAAAGAUGGGAGUUAUUAAAUAUUGUUAGAUUUGGAGUUCUUUUAGAGAAAUUACUAACCGAAAGACGUAAUAUAAAAACGGAAAUAUCAAUGGAAAAUGCAUUAAAAACUGAUGUUACCCGUUGUGUCCGUGAUUGGAUAAAAAUACCGGAUAACACUCCUCCUAGGAUUCAAACGCAGACAAAAAUACUGGACAAUACUCCACCCACCCUUGGCUUCGUAGGAA